Neogale vison (American mink) is the source of this 3726-nucleotide messenger RNA. RefSeq names its product calmin (gene CLMN). The coding region runs from base 47 to 2980 and encodes 977 amino acids. Gene Ontology annotation, cellular component: cytoplasm; nuclear outer membrane; meiotic nuclear membrane microtubule tethering complex. Gene Ontology annotation, biological process: negative regulation of cell population proliferation; nuclear migration. The record is from RefSeq and is a predicted model, not a curated record. The transcript is spliced from 13 exons. Gene Ontology annotation, molecular function: actin filament binding. Lineage: Eukaryota; Metazoa; Chordata; Mammalia; Carnivora; Mustelidae.
GCCGCCCGCGCCCGGCCCCGGCGCCCCGGCCCGCCGCCCGCGCUUCAUGGCUGCGCACGAGUGGGACUGGUUCCAACGCGAGGAGCUCAUAGGGCAGAUCAGCGACAUCCGCGUCCAGAACCUGCAAGUCGAAAGGGAAAAUGUGCAGAAGAGGACCUUCACGCGUUGGGUAAACCUGCAUCUAGAGAAGUGCAACCCACCUCUAGAAGUUAAAGAUUUAUUCGUUGAUAUACAAGAUGGCAAAAUCCUAAUGGCUUUGUUAGAAGUCCUGUCUGGGCGAAAUCUGCUGCAGGAGUACAAAUCCUCAUCCCAUCGCAUUUUCCGGUUGAACAACAUAGCGAAAGCACUUAAGUUUUUGGAAGAUAGCAACGUUAAACUGGUUAGCAUCGACGCAGCAGAAAUAGCAGACGGCAACCCCUCUCUGGUUCUUGGGCUGAUAUGGAACAUAAUCCUCUUUUUCCAGAUUAAGGAGCUCACGGGCAAUCUCAGCAGAAACUCUCCAUCUUCCAGCCUGUCGCCUGGCUCGGGGGGCACAGACUCCGACUCUUCCUUCCCACCCACGCCCACCGCAGAGAGGAGCCUAGCGGUAGCCGUGAAGGAUCAGAGGAAGGCCAUCAGGACCCUGCUGGCAUGGGUGCAGAGGAAGACGAGGAAGUAUGGUGUAGCGGUGCAGGACUUUGCUGGCAGCUGGAGAAGCGGGAUGGCCUUCCUGGCAGUGAUCAAGGCCAUCGACCCCAGCCUGGUGGACAUGAAGCAGGCCCUGGAAGACUCCAUGCGGGAGAACCUGGAGAAGGCUUUCAGCAUCGCGCACGAGGCCCUCCACAUCCCCAGGCUCCUGGAGCCAGAAGACAUCAUGGUUGACACGCCAGACGAGCAGUCUAUCGUGACUUACGUGGCACAGUUUCUGGAACAUUUCCCGGAGCUGGAGGCCGAAGAUUUCAUGGAUUCAGAUAAAGAAGCCCCUAUCGAAUCCACCUUUGUCCGCAUCAAAGAAACUCCCUCUGAACAGGAGAGCACAGUGCUCCUUCUGACUGAAAACGGGGAGCGAGCCUACACUGUUAACCAUGAGGCCAGCCAACCACCACCCUCCAAAGUCUUUGUCUGUGACAAGCCCGAGAGCGAGAAAGAAUGCUUCCUCAGUGGUGUGUCCAGCCAUGCACUGUCAGACCGCUCCCCCGAGUUCACGCCCCAGAUCAUCGACCAGGCCCUCCAAGGGGUCCCAGGUAAAGCCAGCAGCACCAAUGACCCACCUCCAGAAUCUUCCAUUUUAUCAUCCAGAAAGGACAGCCGGAGGUCCAACUCUUUACCCAUCAAGAAAACUGUGCACUUCGAGGCUGACACCUACAAGGAUGCUUCCUGCAGUAAGGACCCUUUCUACAGUCAAGACCUUCGCUUUGAAGGGAGCCCAAGAGGGACAAAGGACUCAUUGCCAAAGCAGGAUGGGUACAUCCUGGCAGUUGAGACUGCUGAGGAAAAGCCAAAACAGGAGGUUCCAAAAGGUUCGGAAGCAACCUCUGAUGAGUCCCCAGGUGACAUCUCUUUGGUGGACAGUAAGAUCAAUCAUUCGCAGACUGCCCAGAGUUCUCCCUCCUGGAACGGAGAGCCAGAGGGUGCGGCCAGCCCCAGGGAGGAGAGUUGUCUGCUUUCACCCUUUGGGGACAACACUGUUAUGGCUGAUUCCUUGGAGAUCAAGGUCAAGCUGCUGACCGUAGAAGCUAUGAGUAACGAAGACUGUUAUGAAGAUGUUCCUUUAAAAGCCUCUACAUUUAACAACGACCUCAUAGAUUUUGCCUCAACCAGCCAGGCUUUCACGGAGGUUCCUUGGCCUCAUGAGAAGAAACCAGCAGAGGAUGAGGUUUUGGAGAAUCAGGCUGAGAAACUGGGGAAGAGGAGAAGUAAGUCUGCACACCAGAGGAAAGGUUCAGAUGAGUCCCCGGAGAGGCCCAGUAAGCUUGAAUCUCACAAGGACCCCAGGCAAGAAGACCAAGGCCAUUCUCUGGCCCCAGGAGAGGCGCCUGCUGAUAAGAAGCCGGAGGUGUACGAGAAGCCCAAGCGGAAGUCCACACGCCGCCAUCUGGACGAGGACGAAGGGGAGGUUACGGGGCUGCGGGGGCCAGAAGGGGAGGCGCCCUCUGAGCCUCCGAGCAGCAGCGUCAGCCUGGAGACCCUGCACAGUCGCAGCGAGGCGGGCCUGGACUUCAAGCCCUCCCCGCCGCUGUCCAAGGUCUCGGUCAUCCCCCACGAGCUAUUCUACUACCCGCACUAUGAGGUGCCCCUGGCUGCGGUUCUGGAGGCUUAUGCAGAGGGCGCGGAGGACUUGAAAAACGAAGACCUGGAUCUUGAGGAGCCGGACGGCUAUCUGUGUGAUGUGGGGGCCAGGGACGAGGCCGAGGAGGUCGAGGAGGCCGAGGAGGUCGAGGAGGUCGAGGAGGCCGAGGAGGCCGAGGAAGCCGAGGUGUCUCAGAGCAGCUGCAGCUUCUCAGGGCUGGGCGAGGAUGUCCCCGAGGCCAGUUUCCCUGCAGUGCCAUGCCCCACUGGGGGUGUGGAAAACACCAGACUGACCUCAGAACCUGCCGACCUGUCCCCACCAGAUGACCACCAGCAAGGGGAGGCCGAAGACAGUUCCCAUGUGGAGAACCAGCAGUCCCAGGAAUUCGGAAACCAGGGAAACUUAGCAAACUCUUUAGAAGAAAAGGUAAUGGGAGAAACGAUCAGCAGUAAAAAAAAGGAGAAAAGGAAGCAUGUGGACCACGUAGAAAGUUCCAUAUUUAUAGCACCCGGCAGCGUCCGAUCCUCAGAGGACCUAGAAGAAGACCCUGGCGACCACAAAGUCCUCUCCAGGACUAGUCACAGUGACUCCAGCAUUUACAUUCGACGACAUACUAACAGGUCUUUGGAAUCGGAUCAUGUUAGCUAUGUUCAGUUGAGGAACGCAGCAGAUCUGGAUGACAGAAGAAACCGAACGUUAACCAGGACUUAGAUUAUUGGAGUGGAAAAGCCUCUCUGAAUAUCGCCCAACACCCGUGAGUGUGACCUUUAGAAGCCUGUCUCUCUGGCCAGAGGCAAGACCUGUUUCCCUCCUCUGCCAUAAAAUGGAAAUAUUAAUUCAUGUUGUCCACCAGGCACGACAGACUCCUUAGGAAAGUAGUGCUUCUCACUUUCAGGAGAUAGAGACUUUGACAAUUUAAACUAGAAGGUAAAGAAAUGCAGUCAUGCUUUCCAAAUGUUUUGGAGCAUUUAUUACCUUUGUAAUAAAUAGAGUUUAAAUCUUUUUUUAAGUUUUAAGAAAGAAAAUUUCUGUCCGUUGUCAUAUGUGAAUGAGUCCCUAGACCCAAAGGCCAUGGUUUAACCCCUUGUUGGCCUCGACUCUGCAUCAGGACACGGAUCAGGGAUGAGGUGGUUUUCCCUCCUCAUCAUCUCCACUGCCCGCCCCAGAUGACCCUAAGAAGCUCACACUUGAGUUUUCCAUAAAUGCAGGUUUAAGCAGAAGCCCCCAACCCCCUUCCAGUCAGAGGAUGCCCCCAGCCCUUUCCUUGGCCGGAACUGGGAGCUGUGGUUGGUUACCACCUCACCCUCGUAGGUUUUAUCCACCAAGCCAAAGUGAAACAUCACUUGGACACCCUCUGAAACACAAAAGAAGAAAGACUAGUCAGACCAAAGUCAAGUCUAGUCAUUAUCGUCAAGGUUCUGUUCCAAAGCCAAGAUCAAAAGCCGGGCGGUGGGGGG